AUGGAAGACCGCCCGGUCCCGCUGGACCUCCCCGAGGUGCUGCGCAGGCAGCUGGAGGACGACUGCUACAGCGUCAACCGCAGGAAGCGGCUCGUCCGCCUCCCCUGCCCCACCAACGUCCUCACCAUCCUGGAGUCGUACGUGAGGCACUUCGCCAUCAACAUGGCCGCCCCCGCCAGCCCGGGGCCUCGCCGCGCCCCGGCCCCGGCCCCCGAGGGCGCGCCCGACCUCCCCGCCGAAAGGAACGUGGACCUGUGCAAGGAGAUGGCGGACGGGCUGAGGAUCGCCUUCGACUCCAUGCUCCCGCGGGUGCUGCUCUACCCCCACGAGCAGGCCCAGUACGGGAGGCUGACCUCGUCCGACCUCUUCCUCCCCGAGAGAGAGCGCGGGGCCAACAGCAGCCCCGGCCCGGGGGAGCCCUCUCCCAGCCCGCCCCAGCUGAAUCCCCUCACGCCGCCGCCCCCCGGGGAGAGCGAGCCGGCCGCCCCCCGGAGGCGCCGGGCCGAGCCCGAGCCGCCCCCGCCGCCGCCGCCGCCAUCGUCGUCGUCGCGGCCCCUGCGACGGUCCGCGCGCCGCCGCCCCGCCAGCCCGGACCGGCUGUCCCAGGACAGCGCCUCGCCCCCGCCCAAGCGCCGGCCGCAGGACUCGCCCUGCAUGCCCAGGCUGUUUCUGCACCUGGAGAAGACCACGCCGGUGCGCGGUGGCUCACCCGACCCCGUCCCCCCGACUCCCAGUAGGGAAGAAGAGGCUGCCCUGUUGGCUGGUCUCGAAGGAGGAGGCAGAACCACCGAAACCAGCAAGGUCCUCUCGUGGAAGCUCGUGCCGGACAGCUACCCCCCAGCCGACCAGCCACCGCCGCCCUCUUCCAUUUACGGAGCACAGCAUCUGCUGCGAUUGUUUGUAAAGCUACCGGAGAUCCUCGGGAAGAUGUCCCUCUCAGAGAGGAACCUGAAGGCCCUACUGAAACACCUGGAUCUCUUCCUGAGAUUCUUGGCGGAAUACCGCGAUGACUUGUUCCCAGAGUCGGCCUAUGUCGCUGCUUGUGAGGUGCACCACAGCACCAGAAAUCCCAAGGCAGUAGUGUAGUAAAGUUCUGAUAGUUCCUGGAGAACAGCUGUUCUUUCUGGUUUUGUGCCCUGGCUUCCAGGUGAAGAACUAAUGGUGAUCCUUCUUUCGGGAGAGGACACACAUGGAUGGUCCCCCCUGUGGAGGCCCUGGCAGAGGCAGGCUUGGGCUUGGUUAUUUGACUUG
Molecule: messenger RNA, 1251 nt
Organism: Perognathus longimembris pacificus (Pacific pocket mouse)
Lineage: Eukaryota; Metazoa; Chordata; Mammalia; Rodentia; Heteromyidae
Product: male-specific lethal 3 homolog
Exons: 1
Coding region: 1-1086 (361 amino acids)
Biological process (GO): regulation of DNA-templated transcription; chromatin organization
Cellular component (GO): MSL complex; nucleus; NuA4 histone acetyltransferase complex
Source: RefSeq, a predicted model, not a curated record